Engraulis encrasicolus (European anchovy) is the source of this 2825-nucleotide messenger RNA. RefSeq names its product proton-coupled zinc antiporter SLC30A1-like. NCBI's taxonomy places the organism in Eukaryota, Metazoa, Chordata, Actinopteri, Clupeiformes, Engraulidae. The record is from RefSeq and is a predicted model, not a curated record. Gene Ontology annotation, cellular component: membrane; Golgi apparatus; endoplasmic reticulum. Gene Ontology annotation, molecular function: calcium channel inhibitor activity; zinc ion transmembrane transporter activity. Gene Ontology annotation, biological process: intracellular zinc ion homeostasis; detoxification of zinc ion; zinc ion transmembrane transport. Bases 313 to 2022 code for a protein of 569 amino acids. The transcript has 5 exons.
UUGAGCAGAAUGGAACAGAACAUGCCUCCUGCCGCACUCUGAUCGUUGGUGAAUGAGGUUGUCGGACUUUGUUUUAUGAUGACCCUUGACCUAAAAGCAGACCAGGGAUAAGGUCCGAAGACAGAUUCCCAAGACAGUGCUCAGGACAGGGGGAGUCGGGGGCGUGAGACAUGACGGCGGAGAGAGCUGUCCACAGGCAAAAAAAACAGUUUGUUCACAGUUGCCGCGCCCCUUACCCUACCACGCUGCCCCAUAGAGCUGAUUUCACCAAAACGGACUGUCUUGAACAGUUUGCCUGUGCAGGGAAGUGCCAUGGACGGCCAUGUGAGCUUGCAACAGCAGCAGCAGCAGCAACAGCAGCAGCGGCGGCAGCAGCAGCAGAAGAGGAGGAGGAGCCGCCACAUAGGUCUGCAGAGAUGCAUGCUGGGACUGACCCUGCUGCUGCUGUUGAUGGAGGUUGUCGUCAGCCGCCUCUGCAACUGCCUCAUCAACAUGGUGGACUCCUUCCACACGGUCUACGUCCUCCUCCAGCUGCUGCUCCUGCACCUCCAGACCAGACAGCCCCCUCUGGGCUCCUCUUCCUCCUCCUCCCUCUCGUCCUCCUCCAUCGCGCCUCCUCCCAGUCCUCCAAACUCUGCAAACCCUGAAGGCCUCCUCCACCACCCUGGCCCAGACCCAGGCACCAUCACGGACCCACUCACUUGUGAACACUCAACCAACACCAACACCAACGUCAACACCUCUCCCUCCUCCUCCACGUGCACGUCUUCGUCUUCGCUUCUCUCACAGCCCAGAGUGGUGGCGCGUCUGCAGCCGUUCGGAGCGCUGGUGUCAUCGCUGCUGGUGGUAUCCCUGUGCGUGUCCGUCAUGCACGAGAUCCUCCACCACGUGCUGCAUCCGCACCCUAUUCAGCACCCCCUGCUGGCUGUUGGCGCCAGUGUCCUCAGCCUGCUCUUCAACGCGGCCGUGCUGGCCUACGCUUGGGGCCACGCAGCAGGAGCAACAGACCUCGGCACUGAAACCUCCACCACCUACUCCACCAAAAGAACAGGAUGCGGCAUGGAGUCGUAUCACCCACCGACAGCAGCUACUUGCUCUCUGGGGUGUGACCGCGAUGAGGCGCUACCUCUUGCAGAACCGAAGGCCGUCGAGGGACAGCUGAAUGAGGUUUCGCAGAGCCAGCAGUCCAACGCUUUGGAGCUGGAGGAUGGUCUGUCUCGGGUUCCGGAAUGCACUGGUCUUCUCGGCAACAGUGGUAAUUCAGCUUCCCUGAACGACAGUCACCCGUCAACACCCCUCAGAGCACCGCCAUCCACCACAACAGUUCAGCGUGGGAGGACCGGCCGUCUUGUGAGUCUCCUCCUCCGGGACCUGCUCUGCCCAUCCCUGGCCCUGGCCAACGCCCUGGCAUCGCUGCUGCUGGGCACCCCCAACUGCCACCACCACCACCCAGAGCCCGAGAGGGAGGAGCCGCUCCAUUGCAGCAGCGUAGUCUACCUGGACCCGGGCCUGUCCACCGUGGCCGUGCUGGCGCUGCUGGCGUUCGCCGUGCCCGAGGUGCACCGUCUUGGGCUACUGCUGCUGCAGAGCCGCCCCCCGCAGCUCAGUGUCGUGGAGCUCAAGCGCCGCCUGGUGGCCGUGCGCGGCGUGGCGGGCGUGCACGAGCUCCACGUGUGGCAGCUCAACGAGCGCUGCUGGGUGGCCUCCGUGCAUGUGCACGUGAACGUAAACGGGUUCGGGUCGGGGUCAUCGUCGUCGUCGGGACUGGGAGUGCUGCUGAUUCAAGUGGUGGAGGAGGUGACGGAGACUCUGUGCCGUGCCGGGGUGAGCGUGUGCACGGUACAGCCGGAGGUGUUGCCCGAGAGCGCGGGUGGGGGGGACACGGCUGAGCCUCCGCCGGGCGAACCUGGUGGUCUAGGAGGCGAUUGGCCCUGCAGCCUGGCCUGUGGAAAGAAGUGCGAGAAGAUGCUGUGCUGCUCACCUGCUGCCAUACAAGAGGACAACAGGCACUACUCCCUCUAGUGGCGGAAAGCAGGACUGCACUGGGUCCAAAAAAAACGGCCCAAGGCAUUUGUGGCGUAGUUCAGCCCCACACACAGCCCCCAUCUUUCUGCGAUGUUUUGACUGCUUUAUAAGUCCAUUGUCUUAUGUAUUACAGCUGGACCAAUGGACUACUAAAUGGUGGGCCAGUCUCUACGGCAAAAACGUAAUAAAAACAAAAAUGAACCAACAACAACAGCAGCAAUGGGCCCGGAUGACUGUCGGCCCACUGGGAAAAUGCCCUGUAUGCCAGAUUCCCAGUCCAGCCUUGAUGGAAAGGCCCAGAGCCUGGAGACAUAACGUUCGAGAAUACUCAUGUGUGGAGGGCUGAGUUUCAAGCAGUUGAACACUAAACAUGAUCAUAUCAUAACAGUUCACAAUAGAGCUAAAUGAAAUUGUUGUAUGACUUGAAGGUGCUCUUUUAUAACCUCUUGCUUUGUAUAUGUUGACAUGGUUUGUAUUCAUUAAUGUACAUUUUGAGGAUGACCGUUAAACCUGUUUACAGUAAUAAUCACCAUUCUUUGCUAUGGUCGUAAUCAGUCUUAUAGCAAUGUACUGUAGCCUACACUGUAACAAAUAGCUGUUUAUUUACGGAAAUUCUGCAACAGCAUUCUACUGCUUUUCGAAAAAACAGACAACUACUGUGAAAAUAUUACUUUGAGUCACAUAUUGAGCAAAAACAGUAAGUACUGCACAAUAGCAGUAUUCGCCGUUGUGGAAAAAACUAGAGAUGCACCGGAUCCUGAUUUUUAGGAUCCUGCCGGAUACCAGAUCCACUGAAUAAG